Messenger RNA from Alnus glutinosa, 1525 nucleotides. Its product is annotated as gibberellin 2-beta-dioxygenase 2. The transcript has 3 exons. The record is from RefSeq and is a predicted model, not a curated record. Bases 115 to 1140 code for a protein of 341 amino acids. Lineage: Eukaryota; Viridiplantae; Streptophyta; Magnoliopsida; Fagales; Betulaceae. Gene Ontology annotation, biological process: response to light stimulus; gibberellin catabolic process.
CAUAUAUGGAAGUUCAAACUGAUCAAAUUCUUACUUCUUUCCUUGAAUUUACUCUCUUACAAUUCUAUAUAUCUAUAUAUAUAUAUAUCUAUAUAUAUAUAUCCAGAAACAAACAUGGUGGUGCCUUCUCCGACCCCAAAAAGAACGAAGAAAACAAAGGCGGUGGGGAUACCAACCAUUGAUCUUUCUCUCACGAAUAGGUCAAUGCUAUCAGAGCUACUGGUGAGAGCCUGCGAAGAAUUUGGUUUCUUCAGAGUGGUUAACCAUGGGGUGUCGAAGGAGAUAGUGACGAGGAUGGAGGAGGAAGGGGAGGAGUUUUUCUCCAAACCGGCGACGGAGAAGCAGCGAGCCGGGCCGGCUAGUCCUUUUGGUUACGGGUGCAAAACCAUAGGCCGCAAUGGCGAUAUGGGUGAGCUUGAAUACCUUCUUCUUCACACAAACCCUGUCUCUAUUUCUGAAAGAUCCAUGGCUGUCUCCAAUGACCCUACGAAAUUCAGUGAUAGCGUAAAUAAUUACGUACAAGCAGUCAAGGAACUAGCAUGUGAGAUUCUUGAUCUAGUGGCUGAAGGACUGUGGGUCCGCGACAAGUGCGCCUUCAGUAGGCUCAUCGGAGACGUCAAUAGUGACUCAGUUCUGAGGCUCAAUCACUACCCUCCGGUGAAUGAUAUCAAUGAUUGGGAUCCAUCAUCAAAACAUUAUCAGUGUAAAAACAAUCGGAUAGGAUUUGGGGAACAUUCUGACCCUCAGAUCUUGACCAUCUUGCGAUCCAACGACGUCGGGGGCCUUCAAAUAUCUUUGAAGGAUGGGUUGUGGGUCCCAGUCCCUCCUGACCCCCGUGAAUUCUGUGUUUUCGUUGGUGAUGCCCUACAGGCUUUGACGAAUGGGAGGUUUAUGAGCGUGAGACACAGGGCAAUAUUGAUGAACUCAGUAAAGCCAAGAUUGUCGACGAUGUACUUUGGGGCUCCGUCCCUUAACGCAUGGAUCUUUCCGCUGCCGGAGCUGGUGUCGCCGCAAAAACCAAGCCUCUAUAAGCCAUUCACUUGGGAUGAAUACAAGAAAGCUGCAUACUCCCUCCGAUUGGGAGAUUCCCGUCUCGACCUCUUCAAGAUCCAUGCUGCUCAUGAUCAUAAAACUCAAUGAAAUGAAUUAUGUAAAAUCUUGUACCAUGGAUAGGACACAGAGAAAUAGGAGGAAAAAGGAAUUGUUUGGGUGUAUAUAGGCCCCUUUUGAAGUUGAAGAGCAAUCAUAACUAGCUACUUCUAUAGGGACGGAGUCAGAAGCUAUUUUGGACAAGGGUCAAGAGCUAAAAAAAUUUGUUAGUGGGGGCGAGAGGCUAAAUUUUUUGUUUUUACCUUGUAAUUUUUUUUUUUAUCUUUUUUUCUUUCUUUUUUGGAGUUGAGGGGGCCAUGGCCUAUGCUGGCCCCCCUAAAUCCAUCCCUGGCUACUUCAAUAUGUGGGGAAAUUUUUUGCUUCAAUCACCUUUCCUAUUAUUUAUUCUAGAGUAAAUAUUAUUUACCUCCUUGCA